Melampsora larici-populina 98AG31 is the source of this 642-nucleotide messenger RNA. RefSeq lists its product as uncharacterized. NCBI's taxonomy places the organism in Eukaryota, Fungi, Basidiomycota, Pucciniomycetes, Pucciniales, Melampsoraceae. The coding region runs from base 1 to 636 and encodes 211 amino acids. The record is from RefSeq and is a predicted model, not a curated record. The transcript has 4 exons. Gene Ontology annotation, cellular component: mitochondrion; mitochondrial intermembrane space.
AUGCCUGAUGGUAACCAAGGCUCAAUGAGUUCGAAUUCAACGAAAGUCUUACUAGGAUCUCAAUGGCUAGAAUCUCAACUUGCGGCAUCAAUUCCAACAAAUGAUUCAGAACCUAAAAGUCCAAUUCCAGUUUCCUUAGCCAUUUGUGGGGAUCUUUCAGAGUUUCGAAAAUAUAUUGGUCGAUAUCGAAAAUUGGAUGACUCACUUACACUUCAUCUCAAUCGAAUCUCAAUCCCAACACAAUCAAACACAAACUCGAAUCAAGCAAAGGAAGCCACUAUAGAGUGCUCCCAGUUUUGGGGAAUUCUAACUCAAACAUGGCUUAACCGAGAAAGUGUGAUCAGGUCAUGUAUUGACAUACUUGAAAGAUCUUUGAAAGUUAAAUCGGAUUCCAUUGAAAGGCCAUCUCUCGAUACUAGCGAAAAAGGUCCGAAUGAAACUCUCGAAAAAUCUCAAAGGAAAAGAGCCAUUGAAUCAGAAUUGUAUAAUGAGAGGUUAAAGCUUAAGAUGAUAUAUGACGAAUUGAAUGUUGAAAGUUUGAUCCGACAACAAAGUAUGAAAAAAUUCAAAUCAAGAUGUUCUGCAUCAAUUUUCUCAAUUCCAUCUGAUUCUCCUCCAUUGAAAUUAUCAACUUGAGUUUUC